AUGCCAUCAAAGCAAACCCGCACUAGGAAGACGGGGGCGACAACCCAGCGAAGACGGACAAUGAAAAAGAUAAUGGUCACCGGUGCACCGCUAGCCGGGUUAGUCACCAACUUGUUGCUUUCGGUCGUGUGUCUCUCCGGUGACUUAUCGGGUGUGGGCAUGGUCAGCGCCAGCGCCAUACCGACGGCAUCCUUUCCGUCCAACGGCAACGGAGUUGCCAACAGUGCCACGCUGGCCGACGUUGGUCACCGACGCGCGUCCUGCGUUGCGGUCCAUCCGAUCCUGAAACAGCGCGGCGUCGACCCAAUCGACAUGCCAAUCGACCCAAUACCAGAUCUGUCGCUCCGACACUGUGAAGUGCCGCCCGGUGGUGGAACCUGCUGUACGCAGAUGACCGAGCAUAAGCUCGCACUGCACGCUAAAACGAUGCUCGAGCGCAACACCAAAGACAACAUCUCCAAGCUCUCCUCCGUACUCGGGGCCCGGGCACAACGCUUCAAUGAAUUCUUUGAAGAGCUACUCGGCCAAUCAAAGCAUGAAUUCCACGCAAUGUUCAAGCGCACAUACGGCACGAUCUAUGAACAAAACUCGGGCGUCUUUGCCGAUCUGUUUGCUGAGCUUGAGCGUUACUACGCACACGGCAAAGUCGACCUGUCCGAAACGAUGGAUCACUUCUUCAACAUACUGUUCCAGAAGAUGUUCACCGUGCUGAAUGCACAGUACACGUUCGAUAACAAAUAUCUAGGCUGCGUCAGUGAGCACAUGAAGGAGCUGAAGCCGUUCGGGGACGUGCCAGACAAGCUGUCGGUGCAGAUCAAGCGAUCGUUCGUAGCAACCCGUACGUACGCACAGGCCCUUGCAUCAGCAGCCGAUGCCGCCCGAAACAUGAUCAAUGUGCGACUUUCAGCCGAAUGUACGGCGGCACUGACACGGAUGAGCACAUGUAAUGUAUGUGCUGGACAGACGAAAAAACCGUGCGAAUCGUACUGCGUUAACGUGAUGAAGGGAUGCUUUCCGAGCUAUGAAGAGGUCAGCACCGAGUGGGACACGUUCGUCGCUAAAAUGGAGCGCAUUUCGGAACGUUUGCUUGGUCCGUUCAACAUAUUCAUGGUGGUGCAACCGAUUGAUAUCAAGAUCUCGGAAGCGAUCAUGAAUUUCCAGGAAAAUGGUAAAGUUAUAUCGGAUCGCAUCUUCCAAGGCUGUGGACAACCCGCACUGGGUCGUAUGCGACGAUCGUUGGACGAUAAAGAAAACACGCUGCUAGAGGCACCAAUAAAUGGCAUCGAAAGUCUGCCACGUUUGAUUACCACCUUCGGCCAACAACAACUCCCACUAGUCGAAGGCAUCGCUCGACACCCAAUCGUACUGAAUGAUCCAGAACCUUCCGAGUAUGAUUCACAGUUCACGUUUGACGAUGAAGGCGACCAACAGGACGAAGAUAAUAGCAAUGGCGCGGAAAAACAUAUCGCCAAACGAUCCACUGCCACUAAUGCAGGUGGCGGUGAUUCGACCAGUCGCGAACUCAAGUACGAACCACUGCAAUUCUCUGACGGUGAUGUACAGUUCACAAACAGCAACGGUCCGCCAGUGGGUGGAAUGCCCGGAUCGACAUCCCAUCAUUCCUCUCCCAAUGGAAACGGAAGUGGAAACAGUGCUGGAGGGCGGCCAAACCGUCGCAAACAUAAAGGCGGUCGGAAACAGCCGAACGAGCAGGACGAGCACGAUAACAUGGAACCGAUGAUUGACCGUAUGGUGAAGGAUAUCCGCCAGAAAGUGAGCAACUCGAAACGAUUUUGGUCCCAGUUGCCAUACAUGCUAUGCAACAAUGAGGAUAACGUAGAGCAACCGUCGAGCGAUUCAAACUGCUGGAACGGAACGGCAGUUGAUCGCUAUCUACCAAAAGUCGUUACUGGUGAAACCGAGAACAAUCCCGAGUUCCCGAACAGGGUAUUUCAGUCACGGCAGAGUACGAUUGUACAGCAGCAGCUGUUCAUUCUACGCACUGCAAUCAGUCAUCUCAGUAAUGCGUACAUCGGUCACGACGUAGAGUGGAACGAUCAAGAGGAUGGCUACUAUGGCAGUGGGUCCGGACAAGGCAGCGGUAUCGAUUAUGAAGAAACGGCCGGUUCCGGUAUGGGUCUUUGGGAGAUCGAUGUACGAAACGAGCGACGACCCGGGUCGGUUGACGCUAUGCCACCAUCCAGCGGGAAGGGUGCUAACAUCGACGGUACGAGUGAUUCCGACCUACAGUUCCCGAUUAUCAGACACGAUCCCGUGCCGACCAACAACUUCGACCACACGGGAUCGCGUUCUGGGUUGCCCAACCCAACCGGUAGUGGUGGCCCGACAGCUGGCAGCGGUGCUGGUGGAGGUACAAGCAGCGUCGCCGGUAGCUCCCACAGUGCACCGGAAAUGUCGAUCGAGCGUGCUAUGCUCCAGUUCUUCCUGCCGAUUGCGAUGGCGUGGUUCGGAGGGCUAGUAGCCGAUUUGCUGUGA
This is a messenger RNA of Anopheles marshallii, 2496 nucleotides long. RefSeq names its product glypican-6 (gene dlp). The coding region runs from base 1 to 2496 and encodes 831 amino acids. The transcript is spliced from 8 exons. Gene Ontology annotation, biological process: regulation of signal transduction; cell migration; regulation of protein localization to membrane. Lineage: Eukaryota; Metazoa; Arthropoda; Insecta; Diptera; Culicidae. The record is from RefSeq and is a predicted model, not a curated record. Gene Ontology annotation, cellular component: cell surface; extracellular region; plasma membrane.